UAUUCGAAUGGUUAAGAUUGUUGUGUUUUAUCAUUCAUUUUAAUCAUCUUUCACUUUUAUUAUUAUUAGUUUAGUUGUGAAACCAUCAUUCUCCUUUGGGUCGAUUUAGAGGAGGUUACAUUUAGUUAGAUAGUUAGAUGAGAAACCGCACUCUCUUUGGGUCUAUUUAAAGGGAACCAUGACAUCUUUUUUUAUUAAUCAUUCAAUUUUCAGUAAGACUCCUCCAAGCAUCUUAGUCUUGCAUCAAUUGGUAACCGAGCACCUUUGAGAAAGGGCUUGAUGGUGACCAAGAACACCUCCAAGAAACCCAACCCCUUAUUUAGAUGCGGAAGCAUCAUCCUCUUCUCUUCAAUUUCUCAAUCGGCCUUUCACUAAUGUGAGAAGUUUCUAUUGGACAGCGUUAGUAAGUGGCCCAUAAGGAGAUUAUGGGAGAUUAAGUCGGUGUUUCGUUUGUUUAUCGCUUUCAAUAUGGUAUCAGAGAAAGGUAACAACAAAACCCUAGACACUAGCUUAGGUGAAGCCCAAAUAGAAACAAAACCCCUUUAUCACUGCUGUGGACACCGUCAUCGCCGCCACCAUGGAAAAACUCCUCCAUCCGAUUCAGAAGAUGUUGGCAAUCAGUUUGGGGCCACCAUCGGAGCAAGCCACAUAGCCCAACACCAGGUACAAAGCUCACAUGCCACAAGUCUUACCCCACACACCACCGUCGAUACCUUCAUGAACCAACCGAUCUUCUUCCCUCCUUCAUCCCAAAUCCAGCCGCCAUACCCUUCCGACAAUCCACACCUCCACGCACCGCCAUUGCCCUCGGUUUACAAACGACCUUUGAUUCACGAGUCAUUGCCUUUUCAUGUCUUACAGCAGCAACAUAUCCAUGGUUUAGAAAUGAUCGAAGGUAUACUCAGUUCGGUUUUGAAGUUAGUGAAUCCUUGGCAUAGUCUAAAUCGACUGAACUACCGAUGUAUUCAAAGAACCUGGAGAAACUAUCCGUCCUCUUUUAGAACGGGGAAGACUCACUCAUUCGAUCUAUGCUGAUUAAUAGCAUGAAACCACAAAUUUACAAGCCUCUACUGUAUGCAAUCACUUUGUGGGAUACAACUCAGACACUUUUCUCCAGUUUGGGACACGCAAAAUAAUGAUAUAAAAUAUGCUAAACUUGAGGAAGCUAACCAUAUUUAUAAUUUUUUUGUAGGAUUUAAUCUCAAAUUUGAUACUGUUUGUGGUCGUAUACUCAGAUGAAAGCCACUUCCCUCCUUAAUGGGAGUGUGUUCUGAAGUCCGUCUUGAAGGUAAGAAACAAUCAUCUCCCAGACGGUAAGAAACGAUCAGCCAAUGAGAAAAAGAAUUCUAGGUGUGCCUACGUUAGUGAGAUGCCACUGCCAGCACAUCUUAGUCAAUUGGCCCUACUGUAAGCCAGACCAACCCUUCUACUCUAGGUGUCAUUGCUAAGUCAAGUAUGCCUCAAUCCCUUGGCCUUGUUAAUGUAGAUGGGAAGACUCCAUAUAGUCUAUGGCUCGUUCACCCUGAUUGUUGGCAAAGAACAAAUAGUUUCCUUUGCCGGACUCUCUCCAAAAUGUUUUGCAUGUGCAUAAGCUUUCUUACAACUUUAUCAACAAGAUCACUCGUGAUCUGUAUUAUAAAGUCACUUUCUUACUUGAAUUUGUUUGUUUUCAAGACAUAAACUUGGGGAAAAUGAUUGGCACUACUUGGC
Messenger RNA from Cucumis sativus (cucumber), 1710 nucleotides. RefSeq lists its product as uncharacterized. The transcript has 2 exons. The record is from RefSeq and is a predicted model, not a curated record. Bases 469 to 1035 code for a protein of 188 amino acids. Lineage: Eukaryota; Viridiplantae; Streptophyta; Magnoliopsida; Cucurbitales; Cucurbitaceae.